Mytilus trossulus (common blue mussel) is the source of this 330-nucleotide messenger RNA. RefSeq lists its product as uncharacterized. The record is from RefSeq and is a predicted model, not a curated record. The coding region runs from base 1 to 330 and encodes 109 amino acids. NCBI's taxonomy places the organism in Eukaryota, Metazoa, Mollusca, Bivalvia, Mytilida, Mytilidae. The transcript has a single exon.
AUGGAACAUCUUGAAGAACAUCUAAUCCUAUCCGACUUCCAACACGGAUUUAGACGUAACCGAUCAUGUGAAACACAACUCAUUAACACCAUAGAAACAGUGGCAAGAGAACCGGACAUUCGAGGACAAAUAGACAUGCUUAACCUUGAUUUUUCGAAAGCGUUCGAUACAGUUCCCCACCAAAGACUUCUAAAGCAAAUGGAACACUAUGGGAUAACAUACAACACUCUACUAUUGAUUUCUGCAUGGCUCACUCAGCGACACCAGAGAGUAUGUCUAGAUGGAGAAACCAGUGAGAACAAACCAGUACGAUCAGGGGUACAGUAUUAG